AUGCCAACAUACUUUGAUCCCUCUGAUAAUGACGCCUUGCUCAUCCAUCAUCUCCUCAACUGCAAGAAACUGAAUUUACCCUAUGUGAUUCUCCAGCACAUGAUUUGUGCAGCCACCAAAGACUACAGGAAGAAUAUUGUGCCUUAUGGCAUGGUCCUGACUAAAGUCUUCAGGUACUUUGGAGUCUCCCUUACGUCCGAAACAUCUAUGAUCAAAAUCUCAAAAUUUUCCACCAAAAAUCUCUCUCACAUGCGCAAAACCUCCUCUACUCAAACGCCUACUCCUUCAUCCUCCUUUCCCACCUCCUUAAAACGCAAACGCUCAACAGAAAGACGACCUACUACAAACCCUGUUCCAUUCUCAACACAUUCUACUGAUCCUGAGGCAAACACAGCAAGAAUCCCAACACCAGAACAUUCUUCACCAAAUCCAGAACGUUCUCCACCACCUCCAGAACGUUCUCCAGAAAAUAUCCAAACUCCUUCAAACCUCUUUCCUCAAACAUCCACCCUACCAUCCUCGGCUAUUCCCUCUUAUUCUCAAACAUUUCACUCCCCUACUCACGACUUUGGUAACUUCCUAUCUAAUCCACCUUUGUCUACCAUGUCUCCACUAUUUGUCUCCCCUCAAAAAACCAGUUCUUCCAUUUUCGGCAUCAGUCAGUUUUUAAACUUUCCAGCAACUAUUGGACCCUCUAACACAUCUAUUGGUCCAUUACCCUCUGUCUCAUCCUCUUUUGCUUCUUUUCCAUCUAUCUCUACAACGCCUAUUCCAUCCAACACCGUUGUUGCUACCACUUCUCAACCCUCUCCUCACCUUCACUCUUCUCCUCCCUUAACUGAACCCUCCAACUCUAACAUCAUGGUUUCUCUUCAGAUCAUAAUGGCACGACAAGUUCAGCAUGAUCAAGAAACUGCUCUAUUGAGAACUUGGCUGACAGACCACCUUGCUCCCAAUAUGGGAAUUCCACCUCCACCUCCUCAUCCGAUUCCUCCUCCUUCUCAAGUUCCUCAUCCGGGAAAAUCCUCCUCUUCAGAAGGAUCUUCUCCCUCCUUAGCUUCUUAG
Molecule: messenger RNA, 1065 nt
Organism: Cicer arietinum (chickpea)
Lineage: Eukaryota; Viridiplantae; Streptophyta; Magnoliopsida; Fabales; Fabaceae
Source: RefSeq, a predicted model, not a curated record